AACAAGGGUUCAAUAAGUUUACGCUGUUAUCUACCGAGAUCUUUACGUUGACCGCGAUAUUUUAUAGUAUAAACCCUGAAUUAGUGGAAAUAUUAGUGUGGUGUAAAGAUCAACGAGUGUGAAUUUAAAGAUCUGUUUUUUGUAUAACCUCAUAUCGAUAGCUAUGUUCCUUGUAUUUGUUAUAAAAUUCGUCCGAUCGCGAUAAAUGAAAGUGUUGUUUAUAUUCAACAAAAUUCACGGUGCGUUACGCGUUGUGGGUGUGUGUGCGAAACAGUUUCGAUCAAUUAUGUGAUAUAAAUCAAACAAUGUGUUUGAAUUUGUGCGAUAUAAUUAUUCAGAAGUGUAUUUGUGGUGUGAUACGGAUGGUGUGGUAGGCUUGCCAUGUCCAGACUCGUCGACUACUUCGUGAUUGUGGGCUUCGACCACGAAAAAGAAAGGGGCGGUCUGAGCAACGGCAUCAUCCUCCAACGAUUUCCGGAAACCAACUGGGACGACACACCCUUCCACGACGGUAUAGAAUGGUUCUGCCAGCCGCAAGGAUGGGCGCUGUCGACGGAGCGCACGGAGCCGCGCUUCUACGUGUCCGUGCUGACGGACGUAGACGCGAACCGGCACUACUGCGCGUGCCUCUGCUUCAACGAGACGGUCGCCAUCACGCCCACAAAGCCGGCAGACGAGGACGAGGAAUCUUUAGAGUCAACGCGUACGGUAGCGAACAUAACACACCACAGCAUAAUGUAUGCGCCGAAGUGCCUUGUGAUUGUGUCGCGGCAAGACUACAUAGAUACGUUUCGGAACUGCCUCGGCAUAAUCUACACAGUAUGGGUAGAGAACCUUGGCGUCCCCCUCGAGACGCUAGUUGGCAACCUGGUCGGUUGCGUCCUGGUCCCCCCUCCUGGUGGGCCACAGGUUCGCUUCAGUAUAGGCGCCGGGGACCGGCAGGCGUUGCAACCCCCCGCGGCUCCCCCCAUGCCGGUCACGCACACAUCCGUGUAUAUGUUACUUAGGUUGUUAGGUAUCCACAAUUCGGUAACGCUCUGGUGCGCCGUGAUGAGCGAGCACAAAGUACUCCUAGUAUCGUUAGCAGCGGCUCGUCUGUCCGCCGUGUGUCGAGCGCUAGCUGCCCUCAUGUUCCCGUUCCGAUACGCGCACGUAUACAUACCGCUACUCCCCGCGGGGUUAGCUGAGGUGUUGGCCACGCCCACACCGUUCUUGAUAGGUGUACACUCGAGUUUGAAAGAGGAGGUCUCGGAAUUGCUAGACGUGAUAAUAGCGGACCUCGACACCGGCUCCCUGCACAUACCCCCCAGCGUGAACAUCCCCCGACCGGAGGGCAAACUCCUAUCCUCCCUCCAGGACUCGUUAGCACUGGUGCUGCAGCCGGAGCUGCGGUCCGCGGACUCGGCCUUUGCCCCACCGCCGCCGGCCGCUUCGCCCCCUCAUAUGUUGGAUAAGGAGAUCAGGGCGGUGUUUAUGAGGACGCUAGCGAAAUUGUUGCAGGGAUAUAGACACUGUCUGACCAUAAUUCGAAUCCAUCCAUCGCCAGUACUGACCUUCCACAAGGCCGGUUUCCUCGGAGCCCGGGGUCUCUCCCAGUGCCCAUUUGCAGAACGGCUCCUAGAUUCCAUGUUCUUUAACGGGCUGGUGGCUGAAAGAGGACCGCCCUGGAGGCCUACGGAUAUAUGGGAUGAGCUCGUACAAAACCUUCCAGAACAAUUGAGAUUAGAAGCGCUAAAUCCUGAAUUAGAGUUACAGCACAUACAAGAGUUGGCAAUGCAGCUACAUUACAACGAAAAUCCCAAUCCACAGGUGUUCCAACAGCGAAUCCUGCGGCCGCCAGAGGGCGCUGCGGCUCGUAUCCACCAACCGCCAUUACCGCCGCUAUCCGCUAUCAGAGUGCAGCAAGUUAUUGAUGAGCUAUCGGCGAGGAAUAAUAAUGCUGAUAAAUUACAAGCGAUCCGAAUGCCAGCACCUCGAAUCAUUCCGCCCGCGGCGCCGCCCACCGGAGCGGUGGAACAUACGCAGUUGUUGUUAACUAAUUCAGCUAGGAGGUUAGAGGUGUUGCGCGCGUGUAUAGCAGCGAUAUUCGAGUGCCGUUACGCGGACGCGCGCAAGUCGUUCCCCGCGGUGUUACGUGCGCUACGGGCUCCCGCAGCACGGGCGGCACUUGUAAGGGAUCUGGCGCAGAGGUUACCAACAAACAAGCAUAUACUGCAUCAUCACCAGUUUGAUCUUAUUGUUAGGCUAUUAAACUGCGCCCUCCAAUCAGCGACGGCGCUCGACGAGCAUUCCAUAGCGGCGGCCAUAUUGCCCCUAGCAACUGCGUACUGCCGCAAACUAUGCACCGGAGUAAUACAAUACGCAUACAUGUGUAUACAGGAGCACGCGGUGUGGACGAGCCAGCAGUUCUGGGAAGCGGCGUUCUACCAAGAUGUACAGAAAGAUAUCAAGGCGUUGUACUUGCCGAGUCCUACGCAUCAUCAGAAAGUACCAAGCCCAAGAGAAGACGAGGAAUACAUAUCAUUAUUGAAGGCGCAAGAGCCUAGCGCUUUAGAAAUAGCCGCAGAGCAGAUGCGAAUGUGGCCCACAUUAGCUACCGAGAAACAAGCGGAGUUGAUAGCGAGCGAAGAGUCUACACUAUACAGUCAAGCGAUACACUACGCGAACAGGAUGGUGUAUCUGCUGCUGCCGUUGGAGGGAGCGGGACGGAGAGCUGAUGUGCGGGCGGAUGACGAUCGAGCGACUAAUAGUAUAUCUAAUAGUGUUGCGGAAUCAGACAGUGCGGACGCAGAGUCAGGUUUCGAAGAAGCCGACCCUGGAGAGGCCGGAAACAACGUUAUCAAGAUGGUCUCAAGAUUUGUGGAUAAGGUGUGCACGGAGGGCGGGGUGACGGCGGAGCACGUGCGCUGCCUGCACCAGAUGGUGCCCGGCGUCGUGCACAUGCACCUGGAGACGCUCGACGCGGUGGCCCGGGAGUCCCGCCGCCUGCCGCCCGUGCACAAGCCCCGAAUAGUGUCUCCAGCUCUAGUAUGUGGGGAGGCGGUAGCUGCGCCUGCGCUCCGAGCCUUAUUAGUGGCUGAUGGUCGAGAGGCACCCUUGUUACCGGCGGAAGGAGCACUGUUCCUGACCAACUAUAGGAUUAUCUUUAAAGGCACACCUGUUGAUCCUUAUGCCUGCGAGCAAAGCGUGGUCCGCGCGUUCCCGGUGUGCGCACUAACGCGCGAAAAGAGCGUACGCACACACGCACACCUCGAGCACGCGUUGCACGACGGAUUGCAAUUGCGAUCAGCAACUGCUCAACUUAUAAAGGUGGUAUUAGACGAAGAAGUGAGCAGCGAGCAAGCGGAAGCGUUCCGCAAGCAAGUGGCCCGUCUCCGGCACCCGCAACACCCGUUGUUACACUUUGCACUGGCACCUAGAGCGGCACCACCGCCGUCGCUAGCGCAGCCCAAACAUCAUACGCUCAAAGGUUUUGCGAAAAAGACGCUAUUAAAAACCGCGCGACGUGCGGGUUUAAAACCGAAACCUUCGAAACGGCAGAAGUACGUGCUGCCGUCCGCUGAUGCGAGAUCGCUGACGUCACCGCCGUUAAUGUCGUCACUGUCGGCUGAUACGUUAUCAUUGGAGGAGCUGGAGCUGGGCAGCAGCGAGAGUGCAGAAGCGCCAGCAGCUCGCACGUUAGAGCGAGUACGCGAGCGGGCGUACGCACGCGACUGGGCUCGCCUCGGCCUCGCCGCCGCGCCCUUCCGCCUCGCGCACGCCAACGCGGUGUACACGCUGUGCCGCAGUUACCCAGCAGUGGUUGCGGUGCCGGAAGUGAUAUCAGACGAGUCCCUGCGGCGGGCGGCGCGUGGGUACCGACAGAAUAGAUUGCCUAUACUUACCUGGAGGCACCCUAGAACUAGGGCAUUAUUGGCCAGGUCAGCGGCAUCCCAUCACAAGGGUGUGAUUGGAAUGCUGAAGGCGAGCAGCCAUCAGACGCCCGCGCCUGCACAAGCUGGCACUGAAUCUACUUCUAGUUUGGAACAGGAGAGAUUUUUGUCAACUCUAGUCAGUCUGACGCCGGCGUCGCGAGGCGAGCUCGAGGACUCGAGCCUCAGCCUCGACUCGCUGCUGCUGUGCUGCGAGGAUCAGCAUCAUACGCCCCUGCUGACCAAAGCUGCGGGGACUUUGGGAGUGCUAGGUAGGAACAGUGGUGGCAAGGGUGGCAAUACUGCCACUGGUGGUAGACACUUCGGAAGGUGGGGCUCGUUGAAGGACAGGAGACAGGCUUCACAUCUGGAACUGUACGCACCUAGGCAGAGGUUGUCUACUGCUGAAAUUGACUCAGCAUCGGGCGAGGCGGGCGGCGUGCGUCGCGCGGCGCUGUACGUGGUGACGGAGAAGGGCGCGGGCGCGGGCUGGCCGGCGGGCGUGGAGCCCGUGCCGGCCGAGUACCCCGACGCGCGCGCCACCAAGCACGCCUUCAAGAAGCUGCUGCGGGCCGCCGCGCCCUCCGCGCCGCCCGCCCCGCCCGCGCCCUCAGAGGAGCCGCCCUUCCACCGGUUAAUAGAAGAGUCCGGGUGGCUGUGGCAGCUGCGGCAGAUCAUGCAGCUGUCGGGAGCCGUGCUGGACCUGCUGGAUGUGCAGGGUUCUUCUGUGCUCAUCUCGCUGGAAGAUGGCUGGGAUGUGUGUGCACAGAUAUCGUCCUUAGCGCAAAUCUGCCUAGACCCCUACUAUAGAACAUUAGACGGGUUCCGUAUCCUAGUUGAAAAGGAAUGGUUAGCGCUCGGUCACAAGUUUCAGCAGAGAUUAAAUAUAGCUGCAACCCCGCAGCAAGGCUUCACACCGACCUUCCUGAUGUUCCUGGAUGCUGUUCAUCAGCUCCAAAAGCAAUUUCCCCUCGCGUUCGAGUUCAACGACUACUACCUUCGUUUCAUCGCGUACCACAGCGUGUCGUGUCGGUUCCGAACGUUCCUCUUCGAUAAUGAAGCACAAAGAGCUGAACUGGGCUUGGCUCCAGAUGAGAGGAGACCGGAUGCUGGCAGAUUGUCGCAGAUGAUGGACUCCACUAGCGGGUGCACGGAGGGCGGUUGUGAGGAGGAAACGCGAGGAGGGCUCGGCGUGUUCGAAUACGCGGAACGAUUGCACCAGCGAUCGCCGAUCUUCUUCAAUUUGCUGUAUGCGCCCGAUUUGGAUAACCCGGUCCUCCGCCCCGUCUGCGCAGUGUCGCGUCUCGAAGUGUGGGAGUACUACGUGAGCGAGGAGCUAGCGCACGGGGCGCCCUACGAGCCCGACCUGUGGCCGGCGGAGCCCGAGCCGAAGCCCAACAGGCGGCUGGUUACUGCCGGAUACGACUCAGUGUCGCGCUGCAUGCCGGACGCGUUCGGCGGGCUGCUGGAGCGGCUGCGGCAGCUGGAGCUGGAGCUGGGCCACCUGCCGCAGAAGUGGCGCGUGCGCUGGGACCAGCUGGAGCUGCCCAACACGCUGGAGCUGCAGAGAGGGGGUUCGGUGUGCGCGGGCGCAGUGCGGCGCGCGACCGCAGCGGCCCACCGGCGCGGCACGCUGGAGGUGCUGGUGCGCGGGCGGCUGGCGGCUGCGCCGGCCGCGCCGCAGCACCGCUGGGCGCCCGCCGCCGCCGCCGCGCCCGCGCGCUGCGACCACUGCCAGGACCUGCUGUGGGGGCCGCUCGAGACGGGCGUGCGGUGCGUGGACUGCGGCGCGGCGUGCCACGAGCGCUGCGCGGACGGGUUCGCGCUCGCCUGCACCAAGUACAAGGCGCCGCCGCAGCCCGACCGCGACGCCAACCUGCCGCCCGCCUCCAGUGUAGCGACUUUGCAGUCGAGUUCGCAGCAGUACUACGAGCAGUUCUCAUCUAACGUGGCAGAGAACCGCACGCACGAGGGGCAUCUGUAUAAGAGAGGCGCAUUACUCAAGGGAUGGAAACAGAGAUGGUUCGUGUUGGACUCAAUAAAACAUCAACUGCGGUACUAUGACGCAAUGGAGGAUUCUCACUGUAAAGGUUUUAUUGACUUGGCGGAAGUGAUAGCGGUAUCGCCGGCAGCGGCGGGUCCUGCGCCGCCCAAGAAGUGUGACGAUCGAUCUUUCUUCGAUUUACGAACGAGCAGACGAACAUACAACUUCUGUGCUAGCGACGCGAACGCUGCGCAGGAGUGGAUCGAGAAGUUGCAAGCGUGUCUGCAGUAGAGACCUCGCUCCUAACUUCACGCAUCACUUGUCCUAGCGUGACACGUCCUAAUCUCUCCUAGCGUGACACGUGUCCUAAUCUCUCCUAACGUGGCACACCGUGUCCUAAUCUCUCCUAGCGUGGCACACCGUGUCCUAAUUCGUCACAAAAAGCUUUACAUUAAACGUCAUUGUAUUUACUUGUUCUCGUUAUUAUAAUAAAGCAUUUUACGGCAUUUUUGGCGACUAUUGUUUUGUGAAGUUUCAACGUAUGUUGGUUGUUGUAGGUAAAUUUGAAUUAUAUGCGAUUUGUAGUACGUACGUUAGUACAAUGAUUGAUUUUGAUUUGUUAUUACAUUGCCAACGAGCUAUAUAGUUUUUUAGGUUGAUUUUUCAAUUGUAUCGUGUUAUCUCAAUAAUUUUAUGAGAUUGUAUUGUACCUUUCGAAUAGUUUGGACGAAAAAGCUGUCUUAAACCAGUGACAAUUAACGCUCACCUAAUGAAAUAAUCACAGCAUUUUAAUUUUUAAUGCAACUAACCCACAAAGAAAGCAGACACAGAAAUGACGGUGACUGAAUAUUUUAUAGUAUUACUGCAAGAAACUAAACGUUCAUCUGGGAGUUUAAUUUGUACCUUAGUUCGUAAUAGUUGACGACAAAUAUAUAAAUAUUAUUGUUACGUUGAAUUUUUGUAAAUAUUUUAUUAAUAAUAAUAAUUCCUAAUUCGUUGUUGUGUAAAGACUUCUGUUCCAUUAUUGAGUUACGUUUUACUUGUAACCGCUAGAGCAUUGAUUUUAUUUUCUUAUAAGUGUAUUUAUGACGGAUUCCAUUAGCAUCACGUUAUUUAUCCUUUAUAUGUGUAAAUACAUAUAUAAAUUACUGACGUAGAAGCGGUCUAUGCAAACAAAACAGCAGUUAAAGCAGUUCCGCGUUAGACAAAGAUGGAAUAUACAUUUAAACCAUUGGCCGAAAAGAGUUAGCAACGUCGACUAAACGCAACCAAGCUAAAUUAGAUCACUUCAAACGGAACGUGUAUUUACCAUUGAGAUAUACAUAUGGAGACCACACCGCCUACAUCACUUAUGUUCCGCUCAACAUACGCCAUAUGGCGUAACUGCACGCUCAUUUUUUAUUAUGCCUUCGUGUGUGUU
Colias croceus (clouded yellow) is the source of this 7315-nucleotide messenger RNA. RefSeq names its product myotubularin-related protein 13 (gene Sbf). The transcript has 40 exons. NCBI's taxonomy places the organism in Eukaryota, Metazoa, Arthropoda, Insecta, Lepidoptera, Pieridae. The record is from RefSeq and is a predicted model, not a curated record. Bases 382 to 6186 code for a protein of 1934 amino acids.